Messenger RNA from Laccaria bicolor S238N-H82, 717 nucleotides. RefSeq lists its product as uncharacterized. The record is from RefSeq and is a predicted model, not a curated record. The transcript is spliced from 3 exons. Lineage: Eukaryota; Fungi; Basidiomycota; Agaricomycetes; Agaricales; Hydnangiaceae. The coding region runs from base 1 to 717 and encodes 238 amino acids.
AUGCGAUCCGUUUCAACGCUUCAAUUUUUUUGCUUUUCUCAGUUUUCUAUCAUACACCUCUCCUCUCCUCGCCCUUCGCUCUGUUUCUAUUUAACUGAUGUCUUUCCUGGCCCAAUCAACGCACCGAUCGUCGCACCGCCCGCCCAAGUCUUCCCAGCCACAAACGCCCAAGGCCAGAGGAUCUGCAGACAAUGCGGUUUCCCAAGACGGUAUAAAGACAACAAGUGCAUUGAAAAAUGGGGCCCUGGGCCGAUGGGUCCUAGGACUGUUUGCGAUCAGUGUAAGCAAAUGAAACGCGUCGAGAGGCAAGGAACCCUGGAGACAGAUUAUACUGAGGGGAGAGGGGCUGGGGCACUGUCGGCGCUUACAGACCUCGAAUUGGAUUUCAUAGACUCACCAAUACCUCCCUUGGCGAAUAUCAUAGGCUUUAGACACCUAAGGAAUCUUACCAUCUCCGCAUCGCUCCCAUUCAUCCAAUCGUUCGUUGCCAACAUAUCCACGGACCAACUAGACACCUUUGUCUGCCUUUCACCUCCUGAACCAGGAUUUGACAUGAAACUCUUGGUUGAGGACUUUGUUUCGCGCUGGUCUAGCUCCUUACGAUGUUUCGGGCUCAGAUUAACACCAGAGGACGCGGAGGCGGAAGAGUUACCUCUCGACACAUUAAAGCCUUUAUUCCCUUUACACAACCUCUGCACGCUCAGUCUACGUGGAUAA